Molecule: messenger RNA, 1466 nt
Organism: Oreochromis aureus
Lineage: Eukaryota; Metazoa; Chordata; Actinopteri; Cichliformes; Cichlidae
Product: programmed cell death 1 ligand 1-like
Exons: 3
Coding region: 711-1229 (172 amino acids)
Biological process (GO): cell surface receptor signaling pathway; cellular response to lipopolysaccharide; negative regulation of T cell proliferation
Cellular component (GO): external side of plasma membrane
Source: RefSeq, a predicted model, not a curated record
UUUCUCACAAAAAUAUAUCAAGUAUCAAACGUCACUCCAACGCAACUCCCAGAUCUGUUCUAACAGUCAGUGACUUUCAGCUUUAUUUAAACCUUAAUCUGUAAUGUAACCUGUAAUCUGAUGUGUUCAGGUUUAAACUCAGGUUCAGUUAUUGAGUGAAAAUACCAACAGACUCAGACAUUUAGAACAAACUAAGAGUCAGAUCAGCAGAAACAGAGAACACGGACAUGUCUGCUGUAACUGCGUCACUCUGCUCCACGCUGAUGUUUGUCCUGUUCGUCACUUUUCAUAUUGAUUCAGUUUUUCUGUUUAUGAUGAUGAAACAAGAAUCAAACUGCCGUCAGAAACAAAACUUCUGCUUCAGCGACUGAAACACAAACUGUUCAUUCAUGACGUCACAUGAGAGCUUCUGAUUUUGUUCUGUGGAGAUCGUUCAACAACUGAACACUAAAACAUUUUCACUUCGCCUCGUUUGUUGUGACGCACUUAUUUCUGUGCAUCCUCAGUCCAACCUACCAAACGUCACUCUAACGCGACGUCCUCAAAGACACGGAAGAAUUUGAACCGCAGCUUUAACUUUAUUUAAACCUUAAAUUUAAUCUGAUGUGUUCAGGUUUAAACUCAGGUUCAGUUACUGAGUGAAAAUACCAACAGACUCAGACAUUUAGAACAAACUAAGAGUCAGAUCAGCAGAAACAGAGAACACGGACAUGUCUGCUGUAACUGCGUCACUCUGCUCCACGCUGAUGUUUGUCCUGUUCGUCUCUGCAGACCAGAAAAACAUCACAGCUGAGUCUGGACAGGACGUCACUCUGACAUGUCGAGCUCCAAACAACAACAUCAGAGUUGUAGAGUGGAACAGAGCUGACCUGACAGAUAAAUAUAUGUUUGUUUACCGGAAUGGUCAACCUCUUGAUGACCAGCAUCCAUCUUUUAAGAACCGGGUGGAUCUGCAGGACAGACAGAUGAAGGAUGGAGACGUGUCUUUGAUUCUGAAGGAUGUGAUGAUUAAUGACACUGGAACAUACAAGUGUGGUGUCGUCCAGACAGGAACAGAGCAUUUGAAUAUCACCUGUAUUAUCAACCUGACAGUUGAUCCUCCAGGUCAGACAGGAGGACAAGAGAAGGAUGAAGACAACAAAGAUGGAGGGAAGAAAAAUGGAGUAAAGAAGGAGGAUUUACCUGUUGUAUUGAUGUGCUUCUUGUUGCUGCUGUUGUUGUUUUCUUGAGCUACAGAAAAUAUACAAAAGGCUCAGUAUUCUGUUGGACAUCAGCCUGUUUCAGGCGUCUCAGGGCUUCGUACAGAUAACUGUGAGACUCCUGCUGCUAUUUCAAACCGUUAGUGUUGACUUUCAGAAUGUGGAAAAAAAGCGAGAUUCAGCUUUAGUGUUCAAAUAUGUCCUGACUUUAGUUUCAGGUAACACUUUGUAAUAACCAUUAUUAAUAAAUGAUGAAUUGCUAUUUAA